Podarcis lilfordi (Lilford's wall lizard) is the source of this 10834-nucleotide messenger RNA. The record is from the annotation of a GenBank genome assembly. Lineage: Eukaryota; Metazoa; Chordata; Lepidosauria; Squamata; Lacertidae.
AUGCUGAAAACGUCUUUAACCUGGCUUUUGAGACUUGAGGUAUAUGCUAUUAGGAACCACUUUAUUUUUAUGGUUGUAAGAUCUUUUGAAUUAUUUAUGAUACUGUGUUUUAAUGCGGUAACCUACCCUGGGACCUUAGGGUGAAGGAUGGGUAAAUCAAUCAUCAUCAUCAUCUAACUUAAUAUUGCAAAGAGAAUAUUACCAAUGCAUGGAUAAUUCUUAUAUUGGUCAGGUGGACCAAUGCUUCCAGACAAGGUAUUAUAUGCCCAUAUGUGAUGUGAAUUCCUGACAAGUGCAACAUUUUAGCACCUUGAUCUACCAUUUGCUUUUGUGUGUGACUGUGACUGGAAAUGGCAGCUUCUACUGUAAGAUCAAGGGCUCUAUUUCAGGUUGUUCUAUUUUGAUUUUUGUCCAAGCAGGUGGAUGUGCACAGAGGCUGAUGCAUCGUGACCGCUGCUGUGUUUACAUUCAGCGCGGAAGACGAUAAGCAUUCAGAGAGUGUACAGAGCUAGGGAUGGGGAAGAAAUCCAAUUGAGUUCAUAUUUAAAGGCAAAUCUACCUAAUUCACACUUUCUGAGGCAAUAUGUGAACCAAAACACAGCCAUCCUUCAAAAUUCAUACUUCUCCAACUUUUACAGUGCAGUUCUCCACCCUAGCACAGGGAGUUGGACUUGAUGGCUCUACAACUCUAUGAUUCUGAGUCAUGUGUAGGAAAAAAAAUACAUAUACUGGGGUAAACUCUUGUCUAAAAGUGCAUAUAUUGGUGAUAAUGCCAGGAUGCUGUCAGCGCCUCCCAUCUGGUUGCCCAGAAAAGUAUAAGGACAAGGAAAAGUUUCUUAUCAUCCUUUUUUAUUUCAUUCUUUACACAGACAGGCAAUAGAACCCAGCCUCUUGGAUAAUGGCAUUGUCCCGAGUGAAUCUCGACCCCACACCUCUCCCACUUUCUCAUUCAUCAUUCUCAUCGUCUCCUCUACGGGUGCUGCUACUUGCCCUCUGUCUUUGAGCUCUUUGCUCUCCUACCUUUAAGGUUCUCCGGGUUCUGGGAGAUGGAGGGUCUGGAACGACAACGUGUCAUCUGGGUGUUGUUUUGGCUGUCCCAUGAUUUCCCAGUUUCCCCCCUCGUUUGCCUCUGAGCUGUGACCUCCCGCAGACCACUGUUGUAAAUCUAUACUGUCUUCAUCUUCCUCCUUCCUGGAAGGGUCAGGAUAGGGAGGCAGUCUCCACCCUUCCUCCUCUGCCCGGUCCCUGACAAAUAGCAUAUGAAAAUUCAUUAUGUAUAGGAAAAUUUGCUGUGCAAAAAUGUGUAUUUUAGGGGCAAUUGUGUUUCUUGUUUUUAAAGCAAGCUGAUGUGGAAAUGUGAAGAACUGUGAACUUAAGGUUGAAGAAAACAGAAAUUGACAGAUUUGCUCAUCAUUAAUAGGUGCCUGGCAAUUUACCGUGAUUCCUAAUCUUUCGAAGGCCUCAGGCUUCUUUACCAGAUGUAUUAAUCAGAUUAGGAAGGGUAUAACAAUCAUAAUGUUUGAGAUACAGAUGAGGAUAAACCAAGUUAACAAGGAAAGAACUAAUCUUAAAUGGAAUGUAGAAAACACACCCUUGGUAGCUGAAAUGUCGAGUAUGGAUAUGGUACAUAAUCCCAACAUCUGCUGAAGUAUCAAAAUUUGACUGGUCCCAAGGGGACCCAGAUUUGAGAGCAAUUACAGGAAGUCUGGUCAUUACAUAUAAAUAUCUAUUUUAAUGUACUACUGAAUUACUCAGAAAAGAUUUUUAGCAUAAAUAUGAAAGUGCUUUAUCAACAAAAGAAAUCAAGGUACUAUUGCCCUUCACUGUGAGCAGAUUAUCUGCUUGGGAAGUAGAGGAACCUAAGAACGUUUCUUAAUUCCAUAACUAUAGAUGGGGAGGUCAUUUGUAACACCUAAGUGUUUUAACAAGAACACAUGAAAUUCCACUUAUUUCCCUUAAAAGCAAUAAUCUUGGCAGGUCGUUUCACAUGUUUACUGCCUUUUGUUUCAUUUUUUAAAAAUUAAAUUUAUAUCCCAUCCUUGAACAUGAAGGCUACCAGGGUAGUGCCUGGGAUCUGUGUAUAAAAUAUGUAAUACAAAGACCAUUAUGCAAUGAUAUAAAGCAGGUAUCCAAAACAAAAACGAUGGUUUGUAUCCAACUAAGUUCCACCCAGAGCAGCCCUAUUGAGGCCUAUGGACCUAGGCAAGCCGUGCCCAUCCAUUUCAGCAUUUGAUGUGCAAAAGUGAGAGCAGGAAAUGAAAUGAUUUUAACGAUGCUAAAUCAUUACCCAUUUCAGUGGCCCUAACCACUUUCUGUUUUCUUUGCAGAUUUUGGCAAUCAUUUCCAUCAUGUUCAUCGUCCUCUCUACAAUUGCCUUGUCACUCAACACUCUUCCUGAGCUCCAAGGCACAGAUGAAUAUGGAAAUUCCACCGAUAACCACCAGUUAGCCCAUGUCGAGGCUGUGUGCAUUGCAUGGUUUACAAUGGAAUACCUCUUACGGUUCCUCUCCUCUCCUAAGAAAUGGAAGUUUUUCAAAGGGCCGCUGAAUGCUAUCGACUUGUUAGCCAUCUUGCCAUACUACGUCACCAUCUUCCUCACAGAGUCAAACAAAAGUGUACUUCAGUUCCAGAACGUGCGGAGGGUCGUUCAGAUAUUCCGUAUCAUGAGGAUACUCCGAAUUCUCAAGCUAGCUCGGCAUUCCACCGGUUUGCAAUCCCUGGGAUUUACGCUGAGGAGAAGCUACAAUGAGCUUGGGUUGCUCAUUUUGUUUCUGGCCAUGGGGAUUAUGAUAUUUUCGAGCUUGGUGUUCUUUGCAGAAAAAGAUGAGGAGGAUACGAAAUUCAAGAGCAUCCCAGCAUCCUUCUGGUGGGCAACCAUAACUAUGACAACCGUUGGCUAUGGAGACAUCUACCCUAAAACACUCUUAGGUAAGAUCGUCGGUGGCUUGUGUUGCAUUGCUGGUGUCUUAGUCAUUGCGCUCCCUAUACCAAUCAUUGUAAAUAACUUCUCUGAGUUCUACAAAGAGCAGAAGAGGCAGGAAAAAGCCAUCAAGCGCAGAGAAGCUCUUGAAAGAGCAAAAAGAAAUGGGAGCAUUGUGUCCAUGAAUAUGAAGGAUGCUUUUGCCCGUAGUAUAGAACUGAUGGACAUAGUCGUUGAAAAAAAGGGAGAAAAUGCAGGCAAAAAGGAUAAAAUUCAGGACAAUCACUUAUCCCCAAGCAAGUGGAAAUGGGCCAAGAGAUCUCUCUCUGAAACUAGCUCCAACAAAUCUUUAGAGACAAAGGAACAAGGGUCGCCAGAAAAGGCUCGUUCAUCUUCCAGUCCUCAGCAUCUGAAUGUUCAACAGCUGGAAGACAUGUACAGCAAAAUGGCGAAAGCUCAGUCCCAGCCCAACCUCAACAUGAAGGAGUCAGGUCAACCCAACAAGCAAAAGGAAGAAUUAGAAAUGGAAGCUAUUCCUGGCCCUAUGGUCCCUUUGCUGACCACUCGGGCAGAUGGAAUAAUUGACAUGAGGAGCAUGUCAAGUAUUGACAGUUAUAUAAGCUGUGCUACAGAAUUUCCCGACUCCGGGAGAUAUUCCCAUAGCCCAUUAACUACGCUGCCUAACAAAGGUGGGAUAAAUCCACUUCAGGAUCCAUAUAGGCCAGAGGGAAGCGGGUCCAAAUUCAUGGAGAUAAAACCAAAUCUAGAAAGCAGUCGUUGCUCUACAUUUUUCAUAGAGAGCCCCAAAAGUACCAUAAAAGUCACCAAUCCUCUAAAAUUAAGAUCCCUGAAGGUUAACUUUAUGGAAGAGGAUGCCAUAGGACCAACAGCAUCAAACGUCCUGAGAAUAUACCCAGAUCCCCUCAAGAGCAAAGGAGCAACAGGAGCAGCUACAGACAGUUCUGGCCACUCUGAUCGGUCUUUAAUGAGUCCAGAAACCUCUAUCUAUACUACUGCAAGUACUCGAACACCCACAAAAUCCCCCGAGAAGCAGGCAGCAAUAGUUUUCAACUUCCACGAUGCUGGGAUACAUAAAUAUAUCGACGCCGACACUGAUGACGAAGGUCAGUUGCUGUACGACUCAAGCCCUCCCAAAGCCCCACCAGGAAACCCAGCUCCCAAAUACAGCAUUACACAUGGUGGCUAUUUAAGGCAAAGGGAUAGUGUUUAUAGAACAGAGAAGAACCACUUAGAGACUGCUGCUUUACCCUCCUCACCCAAGCUAAUUGGGCAAAAUUGCCUUUAUUCCAUGGAAAGUAUCACUGGAAGAACCCGUGGUAACCAGGAAACUAUCAAAUUAGAGAACCACAUUUCACCCGAAGUUCACAUAUUACCGGGUGGAGGAGGACAUGGUAACACACAUGAUCAAAAGAUCUGACAUGUAACCCAGAACUUUUGGUGAAAGCUGAAAAGGAAUGCCUUUACACUCAACACGCGAAGAAGAGCUUCUGCAUGGCAUGAACUUUUGACUGAAACAAGCCACCUGUUUUUUAAAAGCAAGAGGAUGCCCUCAAGGUGGGCUCAGGAAUAAGUCCUUCUCUGGAUCCACUACAAAGUUACUGGCCACAGCCAUCAACUGAAACAAAGAUUGUGCAUCUUGGUCAUAAUUUGAUCUCCUUUCGACUUCCUUCAUUGAAGUUAGUGUGACCAAAUAUUCCAUUCACUUCCCCCCCUUCUUUGAUGGAUCUCUUAUAUGUGGCAGUAUCAGCACCCGACACUGCAGUACCCCUUUAAAGGAGACCAAGGUGGCCAGAGUCAAAUACUGGAAGAAAUGGUUAGGUGUGGUAAGAAUAAUCAGUGAUGCAACACUUUUUGCAUGAGGGCAACUGUUUCAAACAUCCCCAGCUAUGCCUUCUUCUCUGAGGGAUACGAGGUCUAAAGGUAACAGAAUGGGCUGGUUAAAUUGCGGAUUCAGUGAAUUGAGAAAUAAACUGUUUAAAUUCUCUGUGUGUGCUUAAUACUUCAAGAUUCAUUGAGACCUGAAGUUUUCUUUAUAAAAAAGGUAACAGCAGGGUGAGUUGCACCACUUGUAUCUAAAUCCAAAACACCCCUUCAAAAUUAUAGCUAAGAAUAGCACUUAUUACUGCUCAUAGUAACACCAAAACAGAGAUCAGGCAAGCAGUUUUUAAACUGAGAUUAGAAAGGCAGUUUUCAAACUGAAAAGACAAUGGGAAUGGAUGUGUGAAGGAAGCAUUGUUCUGCUCUUAUGGGUGAGAGGGUUUGGUUGGUAUUCUUAGAAGGGAGCAACCAAGAUGUAGCUGACCCUUUUGUGUGUUGGGGGAAGGCUACUACCCAAAACCACAGCCAUAAUGUAAACGAAAGGACAGUGCAACCCCUGGAGAUUCUGACCAAAGAAUUAAGCUGGGAGUCCAUACUGGCAUUAUGAUCAUCUCCAGCACAAAAGGGGCUAAAGUUAAUAGUAUGAAAAGGCAUUAAAUGUCGGCUCCCUGAAUUAUUUGCACAUCCUUUCAUGGCUUACACCUAAUCUGUUAUCCAUGCCAGAAGAAUCUUUCUGCCACAUUUUGCACUUAAAUAGCGCAGAAUGAAAAGAUAUGCAAGUUUUAAAAACAUAAAUAUGCAAAAAUAGUAACAACAAUCCUAAGCAAUUAGUCUGAUCCUCCUCUCAUUUGGACUGGUUGUGAAUCAUAAGAGGCUCCCACUGGAGUUUCACAGGUGUGGUGUAAAUGAGAAGAGAAUCAAGUUUCAAAUAUUUUGUUUUUAAACUGGCCGUUUUAAAGAAAACCAUAAAUACCAGCUUGGAUUUAUAAGGUAGGCUGGUAUAUUAAAUCUUGUAUCAUUUAGGUUUGCUGAUAUCAAAAGCACUUUAUGUUGAUUUUAUUAUUGCGUUUGACAAAGGUGGCGUAGAGAAGCAGAGAGAAUGUAUUUUUUUAAAUAAAAAACAAACAAACAACCUAGCACUUUAAAACAAGCACUAUCUUGAUUUGUGCCUCGUCACAUCUGUGAUUUGUUACCCACCUGGUAACGAACUGCGAUAACUGUGAUGAUAACACUUAAUGUUGUGUCCAUUGUUGCUGUAGUAUAUGUGUCAUUGAAAGUUUGAUUUCUCUUUCAGGGUACACGGUACUCUGAUGUGGACUCAAAGUCUAGUAUAAGAGGUGGGCAGUUGAAGAAGAAACGUUAGGUCACUGCCUUCCCCCCAAUAAACACAUGUGAAAUAGACAUGAACUAAACUUUGGAGCAAGUUGGUAAAAGUAGUAUAGAGAAAUGUCAUGUUCUUGUUUUCCUCCUACAAUAAUAAUAUGGGUUUUGUUCAGUUUUUCUAGGAAGAUACCAAAAUAUUGCAUAUGGGCUAUGUACAAUAUUUUCACUGGCCAUAUUCAAGGACUGAGGUUUAAAAACCUGGGAACAGUGAAGUUUUUUGGCCAGUACAUCAAAUUAAGGUUGCUUCCAGCUGGGUGUUUAUUAUGGGAUAGGUGCUCCUCAUGCAUGCAGAUUUUUCGCAGCAUCCACAUUACAUUGCUGGCAUCAAAAUGCUGGCCUGUAUUCUCUCCUGCCCCAGUAUCAUCUGGAUUUAGCAUUCCCCGGGCGAAACCCAAAACGUUUAAAAAAAACACCUGUUGUCAGUGACCUGUGUGCAGUAUCUGAAUGGCCCAUUUACAAUAUUAAGCCUCCAUUUGGAAGCACAGUAACCUUUUUAGACAUGGGUGUUUUAUCAGUGAAGUGCAUUGCACCUACGGUGGUGCAUAAACCACCUGCAUGCUACAGGCCUCGAGGCUCAAUUUUUCUGAAACGAAAAGCUUUCAGUAAUAUAUUGCACCCUUGAAAAAGACUACCCCACUAUCUGGAUAUACAUGUUUUGUCAAACAGUUAUGUUUCCGGUGUCAUAUAGUCGUUGGUUGGUCAUGACUGUCAUUCUUGUCCAUUCAAGCUGUACUGUACUCCUGCCUCUAAUGCACACAGCGUGGAUGGACAAAAGCAAUAAGCGCAUUGGGGUUGUCAUGAUCGCUUUGUUAAGUUAGACCUCUGGCUGGCACAAUAUUAUAUGUAGGUAUGGAGAUGUUGCACAUUGGCUGAAUUAUUCAGUAAUCCAGUACUGUUGGGAUUACUGAAUAAUUUCCCAAUAUUUCCAGAGAGGCCUUAUGGUUACGCUAUUGUCCUAUUCACUCACAUGCGCAUAAGACAGAUCAAGAUAUGGAUAAGCUCAAAUUGUGUACAGUUUAGGCCAGUAAAAGUCGGAUAAGCUCCUUUCCGUGCAAGAAGUCGCACAGUCAGCAGCCAAAAACGCACCUCUAUAUUCAAAAGUCUCAACAGAAUAGCAUAUUUGAAAAGAACACCCCCUGCCCCAUGUUAGAAGUCCGUCUUUGUUCAUUCAAAACUUGCAUUAAGGAUGAGCCUCGCAGUAAUUCAUAAAAUGUACUUAGGAGAGUUAAGUUGUAACAAUCAAAUAAUUAUUAGGAACUAAUGAUACAGCAAAUGAGCUUUAAGCAUAUUAUUGCAGUGAUCCAUUCUUAAUUAAACUGACUAUUAAGUGAGUUCCAUUGAACUCGGGAAGCUUCCUUCAUGUUUAGGGCUAGACUCUGGGAAAGAUUAUUUUAGAGAUGAAAACCAAUUGCUACGGAAAACUCCCAUGUAUUUUAAGUGGGGGGGUGUUAAAUAGUUUCAACACUGGGAUUGACAGGGAGGCAAGAGCUAGACUGCUUAUGUGCUUAAGCAAAGGCAAGUGAAUUAGGUCAUUUGCAAGUCAAACCCCUAAAUUGUUUGUGUUAAAAGUCUGUCAUGUCCAUUAUCAGCACAAAUGUUUUAAAUAAAAACAAAUUCAGGGAAAAAUUACUUUUUGAUAUAUAAAAAGUAUACAAUGGUGAUUUCCACAUUGCAUAUUUUAGAGCUGAUUCUUUCAUGUAAAAAGUUUUCAGAGGAAUUGUAUUUUUCAUAUCCGAAAGCAAAUGCGUUUGACUAUAGCCAUAUAGAGAAAGUAUUUAACAAAUCGCUAUUGGAAAUGAGACAUUUGAGUUCCUAGAUGACAGUCACAAGAAUCGUGGCGUUUAAAAAACAAACCUGGAAUAUCAACUGGUGCAACUCUCCUUGUAACCAAAGGCCCUGUUAUUGCCUUGCGUGGACGUAGUGUGACACAAAACUAUCAUUCAUCUAGCGCAAACUUCUCAAGUAGCAUGUUACCGGGUCACUUUUGACAGCUUUGUUCAAAAGUAUCAUAAAGUAUCUAUCCUUUGAGUGUGAACCGCCAAAGUCCUAUAGAUUUCUUAUAGAAAGAGAAUAAUUAAAGAUGGGCAUACACUAUGCUCAAAAACAUUUCUUUCUUCUGUUUGUGAAAGUGUUAUUCUAGCUCACAUUUUGUGCCCCACAAAAAACAAACAAACAUGGAUCUCUGGGGCAAACCGCACUGCUGUGAAUGGGUUCUACACAAAACCAUAGCAAUGGUCCUGUAUCUUCUGUUCAUUUCAGUGCAGCUUGCGCCAGAGAACCUAGGAUUGUGUCCUAUGAUUAAUUUAAAUUAAAUGAUGCCUGACAAUGAACUGCUUUGUACAAACUAAGUAUAGAUGUAUGAGCACUGGGAAAUCUACUCUGAACUUUAGAAAAGCAUUUGGAAUGAAAGCAAAAAUCCAAAAGAAUUGGGGAAGGGUCUGCACUCAUCACAAAAGGGGAAAGUAGUGGGGUGUUUUUUUAGGGGGACCACAGUUCAGAAAUCCAUAAAGUAUUGAAAAUAACGCCUCUGUACAAUUUGCUUGUUUGUUAGAUGCAUAGCUGGCCCUUUCACUAGCUGAAGUUGCCAAGAGGAGGUAGAAUGAGCAAACACUCUGUGUGGUAAACCAGUUGCUGUGGCCCUACAGUAAAACAGACAAGCAGGAGUCCCAUUUGAUGUGUCUCUUGACGGGCUGUCCCAAUUCAGACUGCUGAAGAGAGAAUGAAAUCUUUUAAAUUUCACUCUGUGGAAACACACACAUCCAAAACACCGAUUGCCUGAAAUAGGCACGGCCAGCUUCAGGUUUGAAGGGGCCUGGGACAAAGCACCCUUAGGUGAGCUCCCUCCUCUGUCAUUGGGCUCUGCUGGUCUUCCCUCGUGGCAGCAAUCAGAGCAGCACCAGGUAGCUGUUGCCCAGCCGCCAUUUUGGUUUCCCACAAUGCCUUCAACACAGCACACUGCACUGAGGCAUGGUGGAAAAUAAGUAUGGUAUCUAGACUAACUGCCGGGUCUUCGCUUAAAAUGCUGGGCCAAAAAAAUAUUAAAGGAGGGUCAGGGCAGGCAACAGGCAGGGCUGGAGGCCCAGGAGCUGCCCAGGGGUACUGGGUGCCCCGGAAAUGGUACUGCCCAGCAGAACUUGUUUUCUCGUUAAAUCUUUUUUUCUAAAAGAUACAGAGAUGCAUGAGAGAAAAAAGAGAAUCCAGCAAACAAUAAUGAGCAUACGAGAUGAGAGAAAGUGGAGUGUAGGUAUCUACUUUGGAGAUAGACCAUUUGCUGGGAUGGUGAGAAAAAAAAUUUCCAGAGCAAUAGCUCCUAAACUAACCAUAGUUAAAUGGUCCUCUUGACCCAAUAAACUUUAUUGGCAGGAAGUAUUCGCUCGGCAUUUUAUCAUCAGCACUUUCCUUUUUUUAAAUCUUUGCCUAUGUGCUAUGCACCAUGCAAAUAAACAAACAUAUUACAGGGCAGAAUUCGCCUAACAAGUCCCAUGAGCGGACACUCUGCUCAAGGACUUCCAUUUGUGCAACAGUGGUUUCCUCUCUCUCCUCCCCCCAAAAUUGGCCCGGGUGGGUCAGGAGAACCCCCAGAAAUGGUGCAUAGAACUGUGUGCUGGGGGAGGAGAGGGAAAUCAUGCCAUCUGAUAAACCUUGUACCUGCCUCCAUCUUUGUUUGCCUGCCCCAUGAUGGACAGCAAAUGGGUUGAAAAGAACGAGUGCAGACCUUGCACUUAGCUGAGGGGCAACGAUUCCCUCAGCUGCUAGCUUGCUUCUUCUUUUUUCCUUUAGCAAGGAAAAAAAAUAGCCGUAUUUGUGAUUAUGGUAGAUUUCUCAGUGCCUUUUUUCAUAGAAACGUCACCUAAGCACACUUCAGGAACAUGAAGAGCAUUGUCCUGUCCUAUGGGUGGUCCACAUUUUAUGAAAUUCUUGAGAAUCAAUGAUUGCAAAAGAAGAAAAAGAUGACCCGCAGGAUGCGUAUUUCUUCCCCGAACAGACUGUAUGGCAAAAGGCCUGAGGAAUUUUCCCCCCUGCGUAUAUCACGUUGCAUCCAAAUCAGUGUGACGUGUUACCUUAGCAACUAUGGCUAUCAUAAACUGUAGCCUUCCCUUCCCUUUGCAGCUAAUAAGGUACAAGAUUUUUAAGCAAAACAGUAUUCUCUUCUGUAAAAAAAAAAGACUGCAAUGUAUUGAUAAUAUUUGUACCUAUCCUAUAUUUAUGUCUUGACAGAAUGACGACUGGUACUAACUUGUGAUUCGUAUACCAGGGGUAUUUCAAGCUCAUGUGGAGGUUACUAAAGCCGCAUUCUCUCGACUGAUACAUUCCACAUGACAUUUGGUAGAUCAGAACACUCUUCCAAAGCACCCAUGCUAUGCCAUUGGUACAAUCGCCACACAAAGCAACAAUAGCAGUGGGUAUUCUGUGGCAUGGCUAAAACACUAAUGUAUGUGAACGUGGAUUCGCACAGCCUGUUCACAUGGUGGGCUUAUUGUAUGUCAAGCUUUGCUCCACUAUGGGAGUGCUAAAUCUGAGGCACUCUUACUUGCUUCCACAGCUGCCAGCUCCCCAAUGCGUUCCAACAGGCAACCGGACAAAAAUCCAGCUAUCAGCAUUUACGGGAGAAAAUUAACAUGUCCCUCCUGCAUCGUGAUGAUGAGGGAUGCUGCAGCUGUGGACGUCCUCUUCCCCUAUCUCACUACUUAG